Molecule: messenger RNA, 1356 nt
Organism: Tetrahymena thermophila SB210
Lineage: Eukaryota; Ciliophora; Oligohymenophorea; Hymenostomatida; Tetrahymenidae
Product: 60 kDa inner membrane protein
Exons: 1
Biological process (GO): protein insertion into membrane
Cellular component (GO): membrane
Molecular function (GO): membrane insertase activity
Source: RefSeq, a predicted model, not a curated record
AUGUUCAGAAAAAGCGUAUUUUCGUUAUAAAACUUAGCCAAGAUCAACUAGACAUCUAAGUGGAAUUAGGUUGCUAACAAAAAUUUUUACCAUAGCUCCAAGUUUAUGUUUUCUGGAUUAAAUGGAUAAAACGUAACAUCAGAAAUAUUAUAAAAUGCUAAUUAAAUUUCUGAAAUUGCUGCAAAAUCAAUAAAAGUGGAGGACCUUUAAUUAUUCAAUAAUGCUUAUUUAGGAGAUAAUGAUAUCGGAAAUAUUUUAGAAACCACCAAGCCUCUCAGCUCUAUUGUCCCUCACGAUUUUAUUGAUAAACUUUCUGCAAUUGCUCCAGGAAAUAUUUACAAUCAUUUAGAUGAAUUUAGUAGAGAUGCUCUCCUUUACCUUUGCAAUGAUUUAGGAUGGGGAAUGGGUAUUUCAAUAGCAGCUUUAUCUUUUGGUAUCAAGCUUGCAUUUAUGCCUCUUAUGUUUGGUACUUAGAUUAAUGCCCUCAAAAUGAAGCUUCUUGAACCUGAAACUAAAAAUUUCUAAACAUAGGUCAGUCGUUUGCAAAAAUAAGGUGAUUUUAACAGUGUAAGAGAAGCUCAACGUUAAUUCUCUGCCUUGCAAAAAAAGCAUGGCAUCCGUCAUUGGAUUUCUGUUGCUGCCUUAACUCAAAUCCCUGUUUUGAUUACUUGGUUCGUCUCAUUACGUUAUGUUACAUCAAUGCCAGAUAAAUAUCCCUAACUCCGUACUGAUGGUAUGUUAUGGUUCUAAGAUUUAGCUGAAUAAGAUCCUUACUGCAUUCUCCCUCUUCUUUCAGCUACCUUCUCUUACUUAAAUAUUUCACUUAAUCCAAAUAUGGGAAAUAUGGCUUAAAACUCUCCUUUUGCCAAAUAUAUGAAAUACUUCAAGUAUUUCCCUUUCUUAACUCUACCCGUAGUUAUAUUCUUCCCUUCAGCUCUUAACUUAUAUUGGGCUAUUUCAGCAUUUACACACUUAAUAGUUGCUGCUGCAAUUAGAAAUCCCACUACCCGUGCCUUUUUGGGUAUCCCUAAAUACCUUCCCGGUACAAUUUUAGAUAGAUAAAACUAAGAAAAAGUUUAAAAAGUUAUUAAGGCAGUCAUAAGUGACAAUAAGUUAGUAAAUGACACUGUCAAAGUUUCUUCUAUUGUUGGAGGAGCUGCUGCUACAGCUGCAGUAAAUGCAUCAUCAAACAACAGCUAAGAAGCUCCAAAAAUCAAAUUAACUUAAGCAACUCAAUAAGUAUUUUCAAAUAAACCUGCUUCAUCAAAUACCAGCACAGCUAAUACUAGUGAAAAGAAAAUUUCCAGUGGUGCUGCCACUUAAGUAUUUACAAACAAGCCUACCAAGAAAAAAUGA